AUGGGUUCGCUUGGUAGCUUCCUCUUUGUUUACGCCCUCGGUGGAAUCACCUUCAUUCCUCUCGUUCUAUCCUUGAUCCUUCUGUACGCCUACUUCACAUUUCCAACUGUCCCGCAAGCGCGGCAAUCAUGCGCCAAAGCGACCGAUCCGAUCCGCCAGCCUACCGAUGACGACUAUAGUCUCAAAUCCGGCACCGACCAGCUGGCUGAGAAAUUCCACCGCACUCACGAAUCCGAUGUCGCUGCGGGAUAUUUUGCUGUCUGUCGUGAAUAUGUUCCCGGGGGCGUGAAUGGGAAACCGCCGGAGAGGACGACGCCCGCGGGAGAGGUCGUCGCGACUGAAAGUCCCAGCGUCUAUCAGGCUAUGUACCGGAGUUUGUUCGAUCGAAAGCAGACGCCUAGUAUUGAGCCAGCGAAGUCGAAUGGAAAGACCACUAAGCGGGCACGGAACGUCUUUUACAUUGUUCUGCGACACGGUCACUUGAUGCUCUAUGACGAUGAAAAUCAAGUUGAAGUUCGUUAUGUCAUUUCUCUCGCUCACCAUGAUGUGACAAUAUAUGGCGGAGAAGGGGAGAUCCCAGAAGGAGAGCUGUGGCUCAAGAGAAAUGCCAUUUGCCUCUCGCGGCGACUGGAUUCGCUUGGUGACCUGGGAGGCCCGACUCCGCCGUUUUACCUCUUCUCUGAGAAUCUGUCUGAGAAAGAGGAUUUCUAUAUCGCCAUGCUGCGGAACCAGAAUAGGCUGUGGGACUCAGCUGAUCGCCCGCCCAAGCACCAGGAAUUUGAUAUCAAGCAUAUUGUCACGUUAGUUCAGAGACUGCAUUCCUCUGAAGAGCAAUUGCAGACACGCUGGAUCAAUGCUUUCCUUGGGAGAUUGUUCCUUGCGCUAUACCGGACACCUGAAUUGGAGGAGUUUGUGCGCAGCAAGAUCGUCAAGAAGAUCUCUCGUGUCAACAAACCCAACUUCAUCAGCAAGGUGGGCUUGCAGCGAAUCGAUAUGGGCGAAGGGGCGCCAUUCAUCACCAAUCCAAGAUUGAAAGACCUGACUGUCGAUGGAAACUGCUGCGUAGAGGCAGAUCUCCAAUACACUGGGAAUUUCCGACUCGAAAUCUCAGCCACCGUGCGCAUUGACUUGGGUCCUCGAUUCAAGGCCAGGGAAGUCGACAUUGUCCUUGCAGUUGUAUUGAAGAAGCUAGAAGGCCACUUGUUAGUACGCUUCAAGCCUCCACCCAGUAAUCGAAUCUGGAUGUCCUUCGAAACAAUGCCCAAGAUGGAGAUGGACAUUGAGCCUAUUGUCAGCUCCAAACAAAUUACAUACAGUCUCAUUCUGCGCACGAUUGAAAGCAAGAUCCGCGAGGUGGUGGCAGAGAGCAUUGUCCUGCCUUUCUGGGACGAUGUCCCAUUCCAUGAUACUUUGGGACAGGCUUUCCGUGGUGGGAUCUGGCAGCGGGACGCUCCAGACUCGAGUGACCAGGUAGAGAUACCCGAUGAAUCUGGUGAAGCCCCGGCGACCCCGAAGAGUGUCGGUGGCGAUCCCAUUGAAAUCCUCAAGUCCAAGGACGAUCGCACCAUGAGCAUGCCUACCCUUUCCGAGUCAGCAACGGCCAAGAAAAAGCCACGCAAAGGCCCGAAAUCGUCUCUCUCAGACCUGCAAACAAAUAGCUCAGCUGCAAUUUCCACUGGCAUUGAGAGGCCAGAAAGCACGCCAUUGCCUCGAGCAAUCCGGUCGCAGACGUUCUCUAAUGCUGCAGACCCUGUGGUCACAGCAGAUAAUGCCAAAGUUGACAAAGUCGUCACUGAGAACAAAGGAGACGAAAAGAGCCAUGCAACCAGCGCCAUGAUCGAGAUAUCAAUCCGCUCCCCACCCACAUCACCUAACCGAACCCCGAGUAGCUCGCCACCCACAGGUGGCAUCACAGUGCCAGAAAGUGUGGUCCAUAGUCGCGAGUCAUCGAUUGCAGAGUGUAUUGACAGCGCUAACUUCCGAAAUGACAAUGGCAUCCAAAGACCUUCUGCUACUCGACUGGAGAGCAACUCCUUCUCCAGCAUGAGGAGCUCUCGGGGUAGUUCUACUACUUCGCUCAUCAGCGACAAGGCUCGCCGACGUAGCACGAUUGAAACCAUCACCAAAUCUUUCACUAGCACAUCAUCCGAUGACAAGCCUUCUGGUUCUAUGACGAUCGGGUCAGCCACUGCUGCCGCAAAAAAAUGGGGUUGGAGUGUGUUCGGCAAAGGUGAUAUGAACAUGGGCCAAGAAUCCUUGCAGGCUCCUGCUGGCACACUUGACCAGCCCAUUGGGCGUGGGCAUCCUCAUCCACCGCCCGGAACUCCGUUACCUCGCCCCGACAAGUAUGCCUUGAAGAGAAACCCCACAAGCUUGCCCAAGCGGAAACCCGUGGGGACACACACAGAGUCUGAACGCCCAAAGACGGGAGACUCACAAGCACCACCAUCACCUUUACCUCGCAGAAAACCAAUGCGUCCUGGGGUGCACACUAAUGAAAGCACCGAUGAACUGCUUGUGGUGGAGGCACCCCAAGACUCUGAGCCCAACAGUCCGGCCCCUGGUGACCUGGACUCGGACCAGGGUCUGAAGAAAUCGACUCCUGUUGAGAGUGAGACUUCUUCAAAGACUGAGAAGUCCUCACUCGACCACGAGGAGAAAGAGGAGGCCUCUGAAGAGGCUUCCGAUGUGGAACCCAUAGGCUCUGUUGAUCAGACGCCUUCAACUCUAGGCAGCAACGAGGCCCUGCUAUCUGAAAGACUGGAAGUGCCUGCAUCGUAA
This is a messenger RNA of Penicillium arizonense, 2781 nucleotides long. Its product is annotated as SMP domain-containing protein. Gene Ontology annotation, molecular function: lipid binding. Gene Ontology annotation, cellular component: ERMES complex; endoplasmic reticulum. The coding region runs from base 1 to 2781 and encodes 926 amino acids. The transcript is spliced from 2 exons. Lineage: Eukaryota; Fungi; Ascomycota; Eurotiomycetes; Eurotiales; Aspergillaceae. Gene Ontology annotation, biological process: phospholipid transport. The record is from RefSeq and is a predicted model, not a curated record.